Molecule: messenger RNA, 1251 nt
Organism: Myiozetetes cayanensis
Lineage: Eukaryota; Metazoa; Chordata; Aves; Passeriformes; Tyrannidae
Gene: RBMS2
Product: RNA binding motif single stranded interacting protein 2
Cellular component (GO): ribonucleoprotein complex; cytosol; nucleus
Molecular function (GO): mRNA 3'-UTR binding; poly(A) binding; poly(U) RNA binding
Source: RefSeq, a predicted model, not a curated record
GGGGGAAAAAAAAAAAAAAAAAAAAGAAAAAUUAAAAAAAAAAAAUAUAUAAUAAAAAUGCUGCUGUCGGUGCCGCCGCGCUCGGGGCUCCCCGCCUUCGCCUACAACAAGGCCGGCAAGAAGCAGCCCUAUGUGCCCCCGGCACAGCCCCUGGGCCCCCCCAGCCCCAGCCCUGGCGGGGGAGCCCCGGACCAGCUCAGCAAGACCAACCUCUACAUCCGGGGGCUGCACCCUGGCACCACGGACCAGGACCUGGUCAAGCUCUGCCAGCCCUACGGGAAGAUCGUCUCCACCAAAGCCAUCCUGGACAAGACGACCAACAAGUGCAAAGGCUAUGGCUUCGUGGACUUCGACAGCCCCACGGCGGCCCAGAAGGCCGUGACGGCGCUGAAGGCCAGCGGGGUGCAGGCCCAGAUGGCCAAGCAACAGGAGCAGGACCCCACCAACCUGUACAUCUCGAACCUGCCUCUGGGCGUGGACGAGCAGGAGCUGGAGGCGCUGCUGAAGCCCUUCGGGCAGGUGGUCUCGACCCGUAUCCUGCGGGACCCCCACGGGGCCAGCCGAGGGGUGGGCUUCGCACGGAUGGAAUCCACGGAGAAGUGCGAGGCCGUCAUCACCCACUUCAACGGGAAGUACAUCAAGACACCCCCGGGGGUGCCAGCCCCCCCAGACCCGCUGCUGUGCAAGUUUGCUGACGGGGGGCAGAAGAAGCGGCAGAGCCAGGGCAAGUUCGUGUCCAACGGCAGAGCCUGGGCCCGGGAUGGCGACGCGGGCACCGUGACCUUGGCCUACGACCCCGCAACGGCGCUGCAGAACGGGUUCUACCCGGCGCCCUACGGGCUGGCCCCCGGCCGGAUGCUACCCCCCGCCGCCCUGGCCCCCUACCUGCCCUCCCCCGUCUCCUCCUACCAGGUCCACGGCCCCGCCUGGAUGCACCAGUCCUACCUCGUGCAGCCCACGGGCGCGGUCCUGGCCCCCGCCCGUGGAACAUGCCGUCCCCUCCAGCCCUCCGUGGGCCCCCUGGCCCAGCAGCUCGGCCACCUCUCGCUGGGCAGCACCGGCACACCCCCACCCACACCCCGCUGUCCCCAGUACGUCCCCGCCGCCGCCGCCGUGCCUGGAGCCUUCAUCCCUCCGUACCCGCCGGUGCCGCCGGCCCUCCCGCUGGAGGACGGCGGAGCCGCCCCGACCCACGGCCCCAUCGAGUCGCCGUCCGAGCCCGGCGCCUUCCCCUACCCCUACCCCAAGUAG